AUGAAGACCGCCCACCACAGGCAUCCGACUGGAGACCCUUUAUAGAUUUAAAAAGCGAGACGGAAUCCGUGUGUAUGACAGUCACUGAGUGCAAAGUAUCGGGCGAAGAUCUGUCGGUCUGUUAUCCGUCCGUCUCCAACACGCGUCUCCACUUUUCAUUGAGGAUGCUACAAUUGCCGCGGCUCCGACAGGGCGUCAUCGCGCUUCUCAUAUGGUUUGCGCACUCGAUGGAACAGCAUAAAGUUCAAGGUGGCAACUGCUGGCUUCAGCAGGGCAAGAACGGGAGAUGCCAGGUUCUGUACAUGUCUGGGAUGAGUCGGGAGGACUGCUGUAGAAGUGGUCGACUCGGCACGGCGUGGACCGAAGAGGAUGUGCCAAAUAACACACUCUUCCGGUGGCUGAUCUUCAAUGGCGGUGCACCAAACUGUAUACCUUGUAAAGAGACUUGUGAUAAUGUGGACUGUGGUCCUGGGAAGAGGUGCAAGAUGAACAAGCGGAAUAAACCCCGCUGUGUGUGUGCCCCAGACUGCUCCAGUGUCACAUUUAAAGGGCCGGUGUGUGGCUCAGACGGCAAAACCUACCGGAACGAGUGUGCCCUGCUCAGAGCCAAGUGCAAGAGACAUCCUGACCUGACUGCGCAGUAUCAGGGAAAAUGCAAAAAGUCGUGCUAUGAUGUGGUUUGCCCUGGAACCUCAACAUGUAUACUGGACCAGACCAACAACGCCUACUGCGUGACCUGUAACCAGCUUUGUCCUGAAGAGACUUCGCCAGAGCAAUACCUGUGUGGUAAUGAUGGGACUGUGUACGCCAGUGCCUGCCAUCUCAGAAGAGCAACGUGUAUCAUGGGACGAUCCAUUGGAGUAGCCUAUGAAGGGAAAUGCAUAGAUGCCAGAUCAUGUGAGGACAUCAACUGCCGAGAGGGACGAAAAUGUCUGUGGGAUAAGCAGACAGGAAGGGGACGCUGUUUGGUGUGCGAGGACACCUGUCCUGAAAGUCGUCCAGGCGACAGCGUCUGCGCCAGUGACAAUGCCACUUACCCUAGCGAGUGUGGCAUGCGACAGGCUGCCUGCUCUUUGGGUCUCGUCCUGGAAGUCAAACACUUGGGCUCCUGCAACUCCCUCCCAGAGGAGAUGAAUGAAGAGGAGGAAGAUGAAGAUUACACAGAUAAUAGCCAUGUAUCUCUGUUACUGACUGGAUAAACCACAGUCAACAGCAGAACUCGGUUUCAGCACAGUCAUGUUGAUAUUGUACAUACAUGUACUCAUAUUUAUUUUCCAUGGACAGACGUGGAAGAUGCUUAUUGUUGUAGAUGUUUAUUUAUACAUUUUUUUCUUAUUAUUUAUACAUUCAUAGUCUGAAUAAAUGAACUGUCAUUUUUUCUUUGUAAUCUUUGGAAAAAUAUUAUUUAUUUUAACGUGCAAUGUUACUCUAUGUAAGGUAAAUGUGUUUUGAAAAGUGUAUAAUAAUACAUUUUGUGAAAAAAAAAUAAAAUAAAAAAAACGUCCAACUUGCCAACUUUCCAAAUGGAAUAUCUGCAACAUAUUUGCAUGUGUAUUCUGUGUAAUCUAAUGUUCACUAAUUAAUGUACUUACCGUAGAUUUGAUUCUGUUUACAAUCAAAGCCGACCAAAGCGGCUUUGUCAUUAAAAUCUUUGAAUGAUUUUCUUUUCCAUUUUAACAUGUACACCAAAAAGAAAAAAACAAACAGUGGUUUAAUGUUACAUAAAUAGUGUUAAAUAAAUUAAUCAUGUUUUCCUGGUGGAAUCAAUGAAUUUUGAUUUCUAGAAACUGACAAUUUUGCCAGUGUUGUGUGUGGAUGCUCGACAGAGGAAUCUAGUUUAUCAUAUAUUGUAAAGAUUGAACUAUAUCAAUUUUAACAUUGUUGGUCUUUUUUUUUUUUUUUUUUUUCAUUUUAGACAUCCAUCUAUAAAUGCAGUUUUGUAUUUUUAUGUAAAUGUUUAAUGUACAUAAAAUGUAUUAUGCUAUUUGUAAAGAAGCAGUAUAAAGAGUAAAA
This is a messenger RNA of Xyrauchen texanus (razorback sucker), 2013 nucleotides long. RefSeq names its product follistatin-A-like. The transcript has 6 exons. Gene Ontology annotation, molecular function: activin binding; protein binding. The record is from RefSeq and is a predicted model, not a curated record. The coding region runs from base 75 to 1199 and encodes 374 amino acids. NCBI's taxonomy places the organism in Eukaryota, Metazoa, Chordata, Actinopteri, Cypriniformes, Catostomidae. Gene Ontology annotation, biological process: regulation of BMP signaling pathway; cell differentiation; multicellular organism development.